Brassicogethes aeneus is the source of this 2577-nucleotide messenger RNA. Lineage: Eukaryota; Metazoa; Arthropoda; Insecta; Coleoptera; Nitidulidae. The record is from the annotation of a GenBank genome assembly.
CAAUUUAUUUUUCACUAGCCAAUUACAGGUUAGUCAGAUUUACAUUAGCUAACCGAACCCCUAAAUGUAUGGCAUUGUCAAAGAACAAAUAAAAAAACAAUUACAAAAACAUUUUUGCAUUAUGAAACUAAUCCGCCAUAAUGGCGACAAAUUUCUUCGUGAAAAUGCUCUUUUUAAAAUCGUUACCACGCCAAAUAGAAAGCUUGACCUAACGCAAUUAACUUACAGACAUAAAAUCAACACUAAAUAACAUCAUUUUUCAAUAAAACCAAACACCUACGCAAACUUGUAAAGCAAAUGUCAAGUGAAUUCUUGGACGCCUUCCCAAAAUGCCGGUAAAUAAACUUUACAUUGUUGACAAUCAAAGAUUUCACGACACGACUGAACAUUGUCUGAUAUUAAAUCAUUACUCACGGUUUUGGGUAUUCAAAAGGCCAUUUUAACUUCCUAAUUAAUCCAAAUUAAUAAAUUACAUGUUUUUCUCCACUACAUGAACGAAAUGUUUACCGGAAGCUUCAACGCGCAUGACGGAAAUGUCACUUGUUUUCAACGUUGCCGCACCUACUAUUUCUCCAAUUUUGGGUACUAAAUUUUUAUCGAUUAUAAGUAUUGUGUUAUAAAAGUCUUAUAAUAAUAAGGUAUUUUAAUCAAUAUUGACUUAAUCUACUGCUUUUCAUAAAUAAUCCAUACAGAAAAUCUGACACACCGCGAAACUGAUAUGACAACUUGUAUUCAAUGUUGCCAAACCUAUCUAAUAUUCGCACUCAUACUUGUUUUUAUCGUCGUUUAUGAUGUGUUUGUCAUUUUUUAUGAUGCAAUAGUCAGCUGAUACCAAGUAAUUGUAAAAUCCCGUAAACUCAAAAGAUUGUAAGUUUAUUCCACGAUUUUGUUAGAUUUUAAAGAGUUUUUAGUGUUUAUAAUUUACAUUUCUUCAUACAAUCUGACAACUAAGCUUUGUUUUUGAAAUUUCCGGUAAGAACUUUGAUUUUCGGUAAGGAAUUUUCUAUCGGUUUUCAAAUAUUUAUAUAACCUUUAUGAUCUGUGAUUUAUAUUGGUAAUAUAUUCCAGGAAUUAUUUGCAUAAACCAGUAAAAGUGGUUUAAUUAACAUUUAUUAAACUGAUAAUUAAUAAUAAUAAUAAUAAUAAUUGAUAAUUAUUAUUGUACUAAUUCACGAAUAAAAAUUAUAUAAAUAUUUUUUGUUAUUACUAGUACUAGUACCUACUACUAGAAGUAGUCACCACACUGUGAACGACACUUACGACAGUGAGUAGUAACAGGUCCAUAUUUAAAGCAAAACAACGUUUUUCCCACAGCACAAAUGGCAGGUCAAGAAGGAUAUUUACCCUUACCAAAGGGUUUUUCAACCCACGCCAUACAUCAUGACCAGGAACCAGAAAAAUGGGAUUCCAUGGCUGUAGUUACUCCAUUGGUAACAUCUACUACAUUUAAACAAUAUGGACCUGCAGAUUUUAAGAAAUAUAAUUAUGGUAGAUCUGCAAACCCAACCAGAGACCUAUUAGAAAACCUGUUAGCAAAAUUGGACAAUGGUAAACAUGGUCUAUGUUUUUCGUCUGGAUUGGGAGUCCAGUCGGCCAUUUUGGGUUUAUUAAAAUCCGGGGAAAACGUUAUAAGUGGCGAUGAUCUUUACUGGGGUACCAACUGUCUUUUUAGCAAGGUGGCAACGCGGUUUGGUAUUGAAACCACUUUUGUGGACUUUUUGGAUCUGUCCAAUUUGGAGAAUGCUAUCAAAAGCAAUACAAAAAUGAUAUGGAUGGAGACUCCGACCAAUCCAACAUUAAAAGUCAUCGAUAUAAAGGCAGUUUCUCGGAUAGCAAAAAAGCAUAAUAUAAUUUUGGCGGUCGAUAAUACAUUUUUGACGUCAUAUCUCCAGCGCCCUCUGGAUUUCGGUGCCGAUAUUACUGUAUACUCUCUAACUAAGUAUAUGAAUGGCCACUCUGAUGUUAUAAUGGGGGCCCUCACCACGAAUAAUACGAAACUGUGGGAGGAAUUAAAAUUUUUACAAAAUUCUAUGGGUAUAAUACCCUCACCGUUUGACUGCUACCAAGUCAUCAGAGGUUUAAAAACACUGAGUUUAAGGAUGCAACAACACAGUAAAAACUCAUUAGCUGUCGCCAAAUAUCUUGAAGCUCACCCCAAAAUUGAAAAAGUUUUGCACCCAGGUCUUCCAACCCACCCACAACAUGAGUUGAGCAAAACACAGACGAGCGGCCAUUGUGGAAUGCUGACUGUAUACCUAAAAGGCAACCUUGAUCACUCCAAACAGUUCCUCCACUCCCUGAAAAUAUUCGCUUUGGCUGAAAGUUUUGGAGGCUACGAUAGCCUGGUUAAGCUGCCUUUUGUGAUGAUACCUGCGUCUGCGCCUGAAGACCAAAGAAAAACUUUCAUCUCAGAAACUUUAUUAAGAUUAUCCGUUGGUUUGGAGGACAUUGAGGACAUCAUUGGUGAUUUGGAACAAGCUUUAAAGCAAAUCUAAUCGAGUUUAUUUAAAAAUAAAAUACGUACCUUAACUCAAAAUUCUCUCUUUAUUUUCUUAUGUACAAAUAAAUUAAUAAAUU